AUGCCGCCGAAGCGUGCGGCGCUCCCCACCAAGGAGCGCGGUCUCUUCCAGCGGCUGAUUCAGGAAUACGAGACCAAAAAAUACAAGCUCGGCCUCAAGACUGCCGACACCAUCCUCAAAAAGUUCCCCGACCAUGGAGAGACCGUCGCCAUAAAGGGCCUCCUCCUCGGCUCCACCAAUCGUCGCGAGGAGGGCAUCGAACUUGCUAAAAAAGGUGUGCGUCUCGACUUGACCUCGUUCAUCUGCUGGCACGCACUCGGCAUCUUGCAUCGCCAGGACAAGAAUUACGAAGAGGCGAUAAAGUGUUAUACACAGGCACUCCGCAUCGAAGGGGGCGGUAACAUCAACCUGUUGCGCGAGUCGGCUUUCUUGCAACUGCAGCUCAGGAACUACCCGCCUAUGGUCGAGAACCGAUUGACGCUGUUGCGUAUGCAACCGCAUCUCCGUAUGAACUGGAUCGGGUUGGCGGUGGCGCACCAUCUGGCUGGAUCGCUGGACGCGGCUGUGCGUGUGCUGGAGGGAUACGAGAACGUGAUGCGUGAUAUCCCGGAUAGAAGCUACGAAUACAGCGAGGCACUGCUCUACCAUGCCAGUGUUCUCGAGGAGCAGUCCAAGUUCCAGGACGCGCUCGACCUUAUCGAAGCAAGUAGUAAACGCAUUGUAGACCUGCGUGGCAAGGAAGAGGCGCAAGCGAGAUGUCUCGCUGGGCUCGGAAAGAGGGACGAGGCAGAGGCGUUGUGGAGACAGCUCAUCAAGUCGAACCCGGAGAACAAGCGAUACUUUGCCGGUCUGCUCAACUUGCUCGGCAUCACAGAGAACUCGGCAGCGACAGCCGGGGACAACCGGGCAGUCGAAGUAUUCAGGGGCUUGCAGGCCGACCAUCCGAAAUCCACCGCUGCGAAGCGUCUCGCUCUCAUCUAUGCCUCUGGAGAUGACUUCAAGACUCAGGCCACCGCCUACGCCAAGUCGGCACUGGUCAAAGGUGUGCCGUCGCUCUUUUCCGAUCUCAAGUCUCUUUACAAGGAUGCAGGCAAGCAAGACGCACUCGAACAAAUCGUCGAGACCCUCCGCCGGGAGUGGGCGCCCACAACGGCUCCGUCCGCCGACGGCACCGACCCACCCACUUCGUACCUCUGGUCGCUCUACUACCUUGCCCAGCACUAUUCGCUCACAGGCGACUCCACCCGAGCACUGCACUACAUUGACGCCGCCAUCUCACAUUCUUCCACGCUGCCUGAGCUGCACAUGGUGCGCGCAAGAGUCCUCAAACGUGCCGGUGACCUCCUUGGUGCCUCCGCCGCCAUGACCGACGCCCGCCUGCUCGACGGCCAGGACCGCUUCCUCAACUCGAAAGCUGCCAAGUACCUGCUCCGCACCAACGACACCGAAGAAGCAGAACGCAUCGUCGGGCUGUUCACCAAGCCCGAUGCCCCGUCGCCCACGUACGACCUCAACGAGAUGCAGGCGCUCUGGUACCUCGCCGAAGAAGCAGAGGCCUUCCUGCGGUCCAGCAACUACGCUAUGGCGCUCAAACGGCUCUCACAGUUGGAUAAGGUGUUCCAGGAGUUCUGGGACGACCAGCUGGACUUCCACUCGUACUGCAUGCGCAAGAUGACCCUCCGCUCGUAUGUCAACCUCGUUCGAUUCGAGGACCAGCUGCGCUCGCACCCAGCGUAUGUGCGUGCGGCAGUUGCAGCGAUCGGUAUCUACACCAAGCUGCACGACCAGCCCGCGACCGCACCGUUCAUCGCACCCGCCGAGAAGGAGACCGAGGAUCCGGCGCUUGCAGGGCUGUCGGAGGCGGAGAAGAAGAAGGCCAUCAAGAAGGCGCGUCAGGCAGAAGCCAAGCGUAUUGCCAAGCAGGAAGCCGAGGCGGCAGAGAAGAAGAAGAAAGCCGAAGAGGCGGCGGCGAAUGGCGAGACGGUGGAGGACGACGGUCCCAAGCCCGACCUCGACCCCAAGGGGCUGGAGCUGUUCAAGAGCACGCUCGAAGCGUCCCCGCUCAAGCAGGCGGAGAAGUGGCUGCGGUUCCUGCAGGCACACGCUGCGGAUAGAGCGGAAACAUGGAGCGCAACAUUCGACGUCGCCAUCCGACAGAAGAACUGGCUGCUCGCCACACGCGCCCUCAAGCACCUGCACAACCUUGACCCCGCCCACCCCGAACUGGUGGCAAUGGUCGUACAGCUCAAGAGCAAGCUGCCGGACCUCACUAAGGCCCCGCAGCCCAUCGGCGGCGUCAUCGCGUCCGCCCUCGCGUCGGUUGUGCCCGCAGACAAGCCGAUCGCAACAUACUUCGCAGAGGCGCUGCAGAGCGGGGUCGCAUCCACGCCCGCCGGUGUGCUCGGCAACGCUAAAGCAGCUCUGGCGCUGGAUCGGAAAGACGAGGCCGUCGCGCUGCUGCUCACCCUCCCCUCCGCUGUGCAGCACGUGUCGGGUCCACGAGCCCGCAACGCUGCACUCAAGACCGCGGUCGACGCGCAAGCACUGCUCGCUCAGCUCGAUGCUCAGAGUGUCGCAGAGUUCAACGACAAGGCACGGGCAGCCUUCCCGCUCGCUAACGCGUUCAAACCCCCGCAGGCGCUGGAGGAGGAGAAGACGAAGCGCGACGAGGCCCGCGCCACGUGGGCAAAGGGCGCUGAGAUCGCCGUUGGUGCAGAGACCAACGGUGUAGAGCACGAGCCGCUCAUGUAA
This is a messenger RNA of Sporisorium graminicola, 2691 nucleotides long. RefSeq lists its product as uncharacterized. NCBI's taxonomy places the organism in Eukaryota, Fungi, Basidiomycota, Ustilaginomycetes, Ustilaginales, Ustilaginaceae. The record is from RefSeq and is a predicted model, not a curated record. Gene Ontology annotation, molecular function: protein binding; protein-N-terminal amino-acid acetyltransferase activity. Gene Ontology annotation, biological process: N-terminal peptidyl-methionine acetylation. The transcript has a single exon. The coding region runs from base 1 to 2691 and encodes 896 amino acids. Gene Ontology annotation, cellular component: NatA complex; cytoplasm.